Thunnus maccoyii (southern bluefin tuna) is the source of this 2625-nucleotide messenger RNA. RefSeq names its product WSC domain containing 1b (gene wscd1b). Gene Ontology annotation, molecular function: sulfotransferase activity. Bases 50 to 1963 code for a protein of 637 amino acids. Lineage: Eukaryota; Metazoa; Chordata; Actinopteri; Scombriformes; Scombridae. The transcript is spliced from 10 exons. The record is from RefSeq and is a predicted model, not a curated record.
AGAAAGUUAAAAAAAGAUCCUUGAUAACUAAAAACACUCUAAAGGCACAAUGCAGCACAGGAUAUUAACAGCAGUUCUAAAAAGCUUUUCCCCGAGGAUCAUCCUGGAGUCAGUGACCACAGCCUCGGAUAUUAAAUCCCUCUCUGUUGUAAACACAUCCAUUGUUCCACUGCUGCUAUUGGGCUCUGUGGCAAUGAAGGACCAAGACCAAAUGUCUACACCGUUGCCAGAUGCUGCAGGUCUUUCCAAGAUUUUGAAGUUACUGCACUGCUUCUUGAAGCGGGCUCAGAUGCUGCUGCUCUGUCUGGGUAUUGCCUAUCUUAUGGCAGGCAGCAUCCUGCUCCUGCAGCGCUCCAGCAUCAGAGUAGCCCAGCCAAACCUUGCAGGCCUGCCGCCCCUGCUGUCCCUCGCAGCACCUCCUACCGUCCUCAGGGCUGCAGGCCUGGGCGUGAGGGCACGCUCCAGAUGGGCCACCGUUCAGUCUGUGUCCGGAGGGGGAGCCAAGGCAGGGCGACACUGGCCUGCUUCACGAAGCCUGGGGGUCCAACACUUGCAUCACCGCUGGUUUCACAGUCUACUGCCAGAGAGUCCAGAGCAGAGAGUUUCUCCCCACAGGAGCAGCAGACUCAAAGGAACCUACAUCGGUUGCUUCCUGCACAAUGCCAGUGAUCGAGCCCUGGGAGGAACCAUGCUUUAUGACCUGCGCAAAAUGACCAGUUCUCUGUGUCAAGACACCUGCUCAGAAAGUGGGUACCAGUUUGCAGGCCUGGAGUAUGGAGCUGAAUGCCACUGCGGGAACCGGAUCAGUAGCCCGCGGGCUCCUGAGGAGGAUUGUAGUCUGGUGUGUCGGGGUGAGAGGGGGUCCCCCUGUGGCGGUGUGGGCCGUCUCUCCAUUUACAAGGUGGAGGAGCAGCUGCCAGGUCACAGAAAAUUCAGAAAUGUUCAUUACCGCGGUUGCUUCAAGUUGCCGAAGAACAUCAUCGGCACCUUCCCCGUGGACUCUUUACAGCCCAACCUCACUACACAGUCCUGCAUCGAGACCUGCACAGACAAGGAGCUCCUGCUGGCUGUGUUCAAGAAGCCGCACUGUUUCUGUACGUGGACGUCCUCUCUCUUCAGUAUCAACCAGCAGUCUGAAAACCAGCAGUGUGUGGGGAACACUGGUCUGAACCGCACCAGCACCUCCACACCCACAGCUCCCACUGAGCAUGACUACUACCAGGUGUAUCACACACCUGUCCUUGACUCCAGGUGCAAAGAGAGGAUGUUUUUGCCUCAGAGAUCCAGCUCCCUGGUGGCUCUUUCCAGUUUUCCUGGUGCAGGCAACACCUGGGUGCGGCACCUGAUCGAGCUUGUGACUGGCUACUACACUGGCAGCUUCUAUUUCGACGGCACACUGUACAACAGAGGUUUCAAAGGAGAGAAGGACUACUGGAAGAGUGGCCGCAGCAUCUGUAUUAAGACCCAUGAGAGUGGUCAGAAAGAGAUUGAGAUGUUUGAUUCUGCCAUCCUGCUGAUUCGAAACCCUUAUCGGUCUCUCAUGGCUGAAUUCAACCGCAAGUGCGCCGGACAUUUAGGACACGCCACAGAUGCACAGUGGAAAAGCAAAGAGUGGCCAGAAUUUGUCUCCAGCUACGCCCCCUGGUGGGCGUCCCACGCUCUAAGCUGGCUGAAGUUUGGACGCCGCCUGCUGGUGGUGCAUUACGAGGAGCUGCAACGUGCUCUUCUCCCACAGCUCCGUCUCAUCACAGCCUUUCUGAACAUCACAAUGACUGAAGAGAGGUUGCUUUGUGCCCAGAGCAACCAGGAUGGCCAUUUCAAACGCUCAGGGGCUCAGCGGCCCUCCUUUGACCCAUUUACCCAUGACAUGAGACAGAUGAUUGACUCCUUUAUCGGUACUGUUGACCAGGCGCUGCAGAGCAGGAACUUUAGCGGACUUCCACAAGAAUACCUCCCCAGAUGAUGAUGUGAAAAGGUCAUACAUGUAGUUCUUUAAAUGACUGGUUCAGCAGGGGUUUGCCAAAGAGAGGUUCUUCACCAAGUGCUCUGUGGGGAACACACACACGAACACAGGCUGAUGUAAGUGGACCACCUGACACUUUGAUAAGGCUGAUGUACUGUGAAUGGCUGUAGAGUCGCAAAAACACACUGGAGGUCACUGGAGAAAACAUGACAAUUCAUUGUGAAAUCCAGUGGGGAACACAGAAGUCUGUGAUGAAAGCUUCAGGGCCAGAACUACCUCUCUGAGAGCAGCAAAUGUGAUGAGUACUCAGAGAGGAUUUGACAUGAUUUGUUGGCCAACAGAGUUGGGAUUAUCUAGCAAAGUAGCCGACACACAAAUAUGGGUGUAAAUCAAAGAUGGACUCAUUUUGGUUAAAGAGGUUUUCUCUGUGGCUCUUUAAUAUUUCACUUUAGUACAUAUAUUGUGUUUUUAGUAUACACCCAUGUUAAUAACAGUUACCAGUCAUACUAACACAGGUGACAACCACAGAAGCAUUACGCAGAUUAUACCGAAUUUCUGUGUGAAUCCACUGGUUGCUACAGGUUUGCAAUCACGAUGGAUAAAAGCCUCAAAGCUGCUAGAUGUGGCUGUAUGGACUCUCCAUUCUACCAGUAUGACUGUAC